AACAGCAAGCAACGUGUUAAAACGCCGCCUCUCGGACAACAAAUGAGCUUGUACCGCUUUAAGAGAGUUGAAAGGUCACAGCUCCACGUGGUGACAUCAUCAUGGCGGACACAACAGCAGUCUGGUGUUGACAAGAAGAGUCUGCAGCAGAGUCAUGGAAGAUUCUCCUAGUAGCAGCGUGGUGACUGAAGCACCUACCCAGGAGCGUGCAGCCCCAGAUGAUGUCAGAACCACAUCCGAGCCCGGCAUGUAUGGUUACAUCAAGCAGGACCUCUUCACAUCCGAGAUCUUCAAAGUGGAGAUCCAGAACCUUCCCAAGUUCAUCGGCUUUAACGACCUGAAGAAGUUUCUGGCCAAGCACGGCCUGAACCCGCACAAAGUCAAGCUGAUGAGCAGGUUCGCCUUCGUCACCUUUAAGAACGAGGAGGAGCGCGACAAGGCCAUGAAGAUGGUGCACGGGAUGCAGUGGAAGGGCCAGGUGUUGAGCGUCAGGCUGGCUAAGCCCAAGGCGGACCCCAUUCAGAGGAAGAGGAAGCAGCAGCAGGAGGAGGAGGAGGGAGCAGGAGGGCAGCCUCCUGCCAAGCGAGCAGAAGGCGACGAGGAGGAGCUGAGUGUCCAAAUUGCCAACGUGGUGACCCCUUUGUGGAAUGUACCUUACGAGGAGCAGCUGAAGAGGAAGCAACAGGAGGCUGUGGCGGUUCUGCAGGGCUUGGCAAAACAGAUUGGCAAAACCAACAAAGGUAUAUUGCCUUGGCUCUUCGACAUGAAAGGAAAACACAACAAAAUGUGUUGUCCCCUGGAGACUAUUCAACCAUCUCCUACACAGACCAACUACAGAAACAAGUGUGAAUUCCUCGUCUCCAUGGGCGCGGACGGGGAAGAUAAGACGGUGGGUUUCCGCUUGGGGAAAUACAAAGGUGGUUCUUGUGCUGUCGUGGGCCCGGAGGAAGCGUGCCACGUCUCAGCCGAGGCUAAGGAAGUUGUCCACGCGUUUCAAAACUUUAUCAGGUCAACACCUUACACCGUCUACAGUCCUGAAACUUAUGAAGGCCACUGGAAGCAGCUGACUGUUCGGACCACCAGGACCAAACAAGCCAUGGCAAUGGCGUUCUUUAAUCCUCAGAAACUUGAAGAAACAGAACUGGAUGUGUUAAAGAGCUCCAUGAAGAAAUACUUCACAGAUGGAGAGGGCAAAGACAGCGGAAUAACCUCUCUUUACUUUGUCAGAGAGGGUCAAAGACAAUCCCCCAACGCUGACAACUUGCCAUGUGAGCUGGUGCUCGGAGACGACUGCAUUUACGAGGAACUCCUCGGUCUACAAUUCAGAAUAUCUCCUCAUUCUUUCUUUCAGGUGAAUACUGCAGGAGCAGAGGUUCUGUACUCGGCGGUGGGGGAGUGGGCCCAAUUGGAUGAGAGCAGCACAGUUUUGGACAUUUGCUGUGGGACUGGAACUAUUGGCAUCUCUCUGGCUAAGAGGGUCAAGAAGGUUAUUGGCAUCGAGCUGUGCCAGGCGGCUGUGGAAGACGGCAAAGCGAACACGAAACUUAACGGUCUUAGUAACGUUGAGUUCCACUGCGGAAAAGCUGAAGAGACGUUGCCCAACAUUCUCGGCGCUCUUGUGUCCCCCAACAUCACGGCCAUUGUAGAUCCACCCAGGCCGGGAUUACAUUCCAAGGUGAUACUCGCCAUCAGGAGAGCGGCGCAUGUGAAGAAGCUGAUUUACGUCUCGUGCAACGCCAAGGCAGCUAUGAAUAACUUCAUUGACCUGUGCAGGGCGCCCUCUAACAGAGUCCACGGAGCACCUUUCCGCCCUGUUCGAGCUAUGGCGGUGGACAUGUUUCCUCAGACUAUGCACUUUGAGAUGGUUCUUCUCUUUGAGAGGGAAAGCACCUCCCAGCAGCAGAUCAACCAUCCGGAAGAAAAGGUCUGUUCAUCUUAGAGAUGGGUUCAUGUGUGGACAAAACACUCUCAUUAGACCAGUGGUUCUUAACCUUAUUGGAGGUACCCAACCCCACCAAUUUCAUAUGCGCAUCCACCCAACCCUUCUUUAGCGAAAAACAAAACAUUUUCAAAUUCAAGACUAAUUUGUGUUUUUUUUUUACUGGUGCACAAAAUCAAUCGUGUAUGAACCUCACCUUGUUCAAAGAACAAAACCAACACAGUGCAUGAACUCACAACAAAUUAAACACCUGCAAAUCAGAUGGAAAAUUAGAGAGAACAUUGUUUGGGAGUGUCCAUGAUACACUGUUAGGGAAAAGUUUUUAUUUACAGGAUGAGUUGGGUCUGUCUUGACCUCCAUGGAACCCCUAAGGCCGACUCACCGAACCCCAAAGGUUGGAUUGAACCCAGGUUAAGAACCACUGAAUUAGACAUUAAAGAAUAAUUCUUGUUUUGAAGAUUUAAAUUUACCAUCCAAAUUAUUUUUACUUUUCGUUAUUCUGUUAUACCCAAUGAUGUACUUCUUUUGGAAUAAAACUUGUAUUGUUUCAAAA
This is a messenger RNA of Nerophis ophidion (straightnose pipefish), 2492 nucleotides long. RefSeq names its product tRNA methyltransferase 2 homolog A (gene trmt2a). The transcript is spliced from 13 exons. Lineage: Eukaryota; Metazoa; Chordata; Actinopteri; Syngnathiformes; Syngnathidae. Gene Ontology annotation, molecular function: RNA binding; RNA methyltransferase activity. The record is from RefSeq and is a predicted model, not a curated record. Bases 155 to 1939 code for a protein of 594 amino acids. Gene Ontology annotation, biological process: RNA processing.